Messenger RNA from Helianthus annuus (common sunflower), 861 nucleotides. RefSeq names its product ethylene-responsive transcription factor 1A. The coding region runs from base 43 to 735 and encodes 230 amino acids. Lineage: Eukaryota; Viridiplantae; Streptophyta; Magnoliopsida; Asterales; Asteraceae. Gene Ontology annotation, molecular function: DNA-binding transcription factor activity; DNA binding. The record is from RefSeq and is a predicted model, not a curated record. Gene Ontology annotation, biological process: regulation of DNA-templated transcription; ethylene-activated signaling pathway. The transcript has a single exon.
AAAUAAUUUCACAACUAAAUAAUAUUUUUCCUUACUAAAAACAUGAUGGCAAAUAAUGGGUUCGAUUCAGAUUUUGCGCUUCUUGAGUCUAUUCGCCGCCAUUUGCUAGAUGAUUCAUCCGCCAUAAACUCCGGCGACGGUUUCCCGCCGAUGUCUUGCCGGAGCAAUAUCUUGUUUCCUUGCUUUUCAGACAUGUGGGGUGAAUUACCCUUGAAACAGAACGAUUCCGAUGACAUGUUAAUCGCUCGGUUUCUUCACGAAUCUUUGGACUUCGACUGCCACCCGUCGCCGCCGGCGACCUCGUCGGAGAAUGUUACAACUGUUAAAUCGGAGCCGGACAGUUUGUGUAGUUCUCCGGAGAAUUUUGUGAGUUCACCGGAGAUUUCGAGUAUUCCGGCAGGAUCGCCGCCGCAGACGGAGGCGCCGGAGAAGGGGAAGCAUUAUAGAGGUGUGAGGCGGCGGCCGUGGGGUAAGUUUGCGGCGGAGAUACGGGAUCCGGCGAAGAAUGGUGCGCGGGUGUGGUUGGGGACGUUUGAGACGGCGGAGGAUGCGGCGGUGGCGUAUGAUAGGGCGGCAUAUCGGAUGCGGGGUUCGCGUGCUUUGUUGAAUUUUCCGUUGCGGAUUAAUUCCGGUGAGCCGGAGCCGGUGAGGAUAGCGUCGAAACGGAGGUCAACGUCCCCGGCGAGUUCGUCGGAGGAUCGGUCUCCGAAGAGGAGAAUCGUGAAUAGACAAUGACUUUUACUUUGUCACAUUUUGUUUAUUUUUUAUGGAUGUUUUUCUGUACAUAAAUGACAAAUUUAUUAAUUUUUAUAUAUUUUGGUUAAUAUAUCAAGAGUCAAAAAUCAAUCUUUUGAUAUGUUA